Molecule: messenger RNA, 3022 nt
Organism: Bufo gargarizans (Asiatic toad)
Lineage: Eukaryota; Metazoa; Chordata; Amphibia; Anura; Bufonidae
Gene: CHORDC1
Product: cysteine and histidine rich domain containing 1
Exons: 11
Coding region: 133-1143 (336 amino acids)
Source: RefSeq, a predicted model, not a curated record
UUCGCGAAAGUUCCCGAGUGCUGCUAAACGGCGUUUUCCGGAAGGAGUGUGAGCGGUGUGUGUGUACACGUCCUGUGAGCUCUCGUCCUCUCGCUGCGGUUCCUGUCUCACCUGUGCCUGCUGCUCGUCGCCAUGUCCAUGCUGUGCUACAACCGGGGCUGCGGCCAGCGCUACGACGCCGAGACCAACACGGACGGUUCCUGCACCCAUCACCCGGGGGUCCCCGUCUUUCAUGACGCUCUGAAGGGCUGGUCGUGCUGCAAGAGGCGGACGACGGAUUUCUCCGAUUUCCUCAGUAUUGCGGGCUGCACUAAGGGUUUACACAGCAACGAGAAGCCCCCCGAACCCGUGAAGCCGGAGGUGAAGACCACGUCGGAGAAGAAAGAGCUGGCCGACCUGAAGCCAAAGUUUAAUGAAUUCAUCAUCCAAGCACCAAAGCCUAUAGAAUGCAUAAAGAGACCCAGUGCGGACGAGCCUUUAACUCGGUUACAGCUGAAGGUGUCGGCGUCUUUAAAGCAAGCACUGGAUAAGCUGAAAGUCUCUGCAGAAACGGAACAGACGGUAGCAGAUGAGGACACAGGAGAAACCAAAAUCGGAACCUCCUGUAAAAAUGGCGGUUGCACAAAGACGUUUACAGGACCCCAGAGUAAUGAAGAGGUUUGUCAGUAUCACUCCGGGGUGCCCAUCUUCCAUGAGGGGAUGAAAUAUUGGAGCUGCUGUAAGAGGAAAACCUCAGAUUUCAAUACAUUUUUGUCCCAGGAGGGGUGCUUUAAGGGGACGCAUUUAUGGAUUAAGAAAGACGACGGUAAGAAGGUGGUUCCCUGCCGACACGACUGGCACCAGACUGGUAGUGGAGUCACCAUCUCAAUCUAUGCAAAGAACUCCAUCCCAGAACAGAGCUACGUGGAGGCCAAUAGCACAGUGGUUAAUAUUCAGAUCAUAUUUGAUGGCGAGAAGGAAUUUCAGCAGAACCUACAGUUGUGGGGGGUCAUCGACGUACAAAAAAGUUACGUGAACCUAACUGCAACCAAGGUGGAGAUUUUCAUGAGAAAGGCUGAGCCUAUGACCUGGGCCCGGCUAGAUCUACCUCGACCCGUCCCUCCAAAGCUGCCACAGGAGAACAGCCCGGAGGCCCAAGAAUGACCGUGCAGGAAGUCCUGCCUCUUAGUACUCAUUUCAAGCAAAGACUUGUGUUCCACUUGGGGCUCAUGCACCCGACACAGUCCAUAUGUUGGCUGCAUCUCCUGGGCCGACCGCGGCCCCUCUGACCCAACCGGACUGCAUCACAGUAAUUUAUGACACAGUCCGGGGCUAUUGUACUGUGCUCACCUCAUCGUGUCGGUGCACAGCAAUAGCACCUUGCCAUAAAUUACUCUGAUACCGUCAGUUCUGGUCAAGGGAAACCGCAGCCGGUCCGGGAGAGGUGGCGGCACACGGACUGUGUUUACAGAGCCGAUCAUGGUCAUGUGCAUGAGUCCUACCGUAGUUAUAGCAUUUCGUUUUUUUUUAAUUAUCCAAGUCGGUCUGACAUUCCAUUCACUUGUACAUGACAAUAGCCCAUGACCAAAAAGAAGACACGUAAGGGGUAGAUUCCGGUUCAAAGGUGGCGUAGAUCAGCCUCUCAUAGCUGCUGAUCAGGUUUUGCAGCUUGGUAGAUUGCUAUGGAUAAGUGCUCGUCUUUUCAUUUGCACCGGUUUUAUUUAUGGGUUUUUUUCUGAGAUAUUUAUACUGAUGACCUACCCUCUGGCUAAGGUCAUCAGUAGGGAUGAGCGAAUCGACAUCCGAAGUCGAUUCGCAUAAAACUUUGUUCUAAUGCUGUAUGGAGCAGGAGCUCCGUACCGAAUGUAUUGGUGCCACUUGGAACCGAAUCCAAGUUCAGGAAAUGUAGUUUUUUUUUUUUUUUUUACAGUACAAAUUAAUUUAUGAAGUUAUUGCGCGAAGUCUUGUGAGACUUUGCGAAGCAAUAACUUCGGCUCAUCGGAGCCAAUACAUUCUAAUACUGUACGAAGCUCCUGCUCCGUACAGUAUUAGAACAAAGUUUUAAUGCGAAACGACUUCGGAUGUUUCAUUGACGCUACCUUUGUCCAUGGGCUGUGCCCAGUAUUGCACCCCAGCCCAAUUCACUCAUGGCGCUGAAGUGCAGUAAUAGCCCAUGGACAAAGGAGGCGCUGUCUCUGGCGAGUGGCAUGAGACCUAUGUCUAAUUGUGGAUGACCUCUUUAACCUGUUUGAGGUGGACAUCCAGUUUCUGUCACGUUUUAUCUGUUCCGGUUUCCGUGUACUGUAACUUCUCGCCCUCCUGACCUUUUUUUUUUUAUAUGCAAAAUUGAUAAUUCCUGCCUCCAAUCUUUUGAGGCUGUCCAGCCUUGGACAAUGUGUAAAAAUGUAUUUUCAGCCGUCACUGGUUGUAAUUUUUUAUAUAUAUUAUGCUGUAUAUUGCCUUUUCAUCCAUAAGAUGGCAUCAGAACCACCUACUACCGUAACCCUUUUACCAGAUAUUUAAAUGAAAUCUUCCCUUUUCCAAGUAAAUGCACUGGUAAUCCAUGAAUCGUGUAGCACUGGGCCCUCCGAAUUCUGCCUGACACGUCAUUGUAGCCAGUAUCGGGUUAAAGGGGAUCUGGUUUCUCUCCUGACAUUAAUGGGUGUUCCCUAUAAACUAACAAAUCUGCAUCUUUUCUUACACCUGUGCAUUGCACCAUUCCUCUGUUAUUCCUAGUGGAAAUAUAUGGGCGCUACCAUUCGUCUUGUCAGUAUGGUGGGUCCCUGCACAUCACAGCAUUGUGUACGGUGUCAGCGUGUAGUCAUGAUAGCAAUGGUCACACCCAGUUGUCAAUUUAUAUACCGGUAAUUUUUGCAGGAGGAAUAGCAGAGGGACAGCAAACUGUAGUUAUAAGAAAAAAUUUCCCAGAGUUAGGCCUAUUGCACACGACCGUAUGGCUUUUUCAGUGUUUUGCAAUCCGUUUUUCACAGAUCCGUUCUGUUUUUCUGUAUGGCGUAUACAGUAAUUACAUAGAUAAAAUUGG